AUGUCGCAAGACACGCCCAAAGUGCCCGCAGAGCCCGUUCUGCCUCCUCGGAGCCCGAUCGUGCACAACAUCGCUCUUGCCGGAGCCAUAAUCACACCUCUAGCCAUGCUUUUGCCACCAAGAAAGAUGGAUAUACGAUUUUUCGUGCUAGCAGGAACCUUCUCCCUCGCCACCAACCAGCUCGCCUACGAAUACACCGGGCAAUCAAUAUACGGUCGAUUCGGCAAUCGAGUCGGCAACGUCUUCGACAGUAGCCUACCCGAGGGCGCCAGAAGGACGCAACAGCUUCUGAGGGAACAAAAGGAGAAAGAGGCUGCCGAAAAACAAAAGCAACUGCAGAACGAGAAGAACAAAACGGCCGGGUUGGUGAAGGAUAUAUGGAUGGGCGGGGAGUCGGAAGAUUGGCAAGAGAAGCGCGCGGAGGAGCAUAAGAAGAGUAUCGAAGAGGGAAAGGGGCUGAGCGGUAUUAUUUUUGAGCAAAUUUCGGAUGUGUGGAAUGGGAACUAUGGGAAGAAGGAGGCCAAAAAAGACGACGUGGCGGCUAAAGAAGCUGAAAAGAAGUGA
Molecule: messenger RNA, 564 nt
Organism: Pochonia chlamydosporia 170
Lineage: Eukaryota; Fungi; Ascomycota; Sordariomycetes; Hypocreales; Clavicipitaceae
Exons: 1
Coding region: 1-564 (187 amino acids)
Source: RefSeq, a predicted model, not a curated record